GCUAUACCGUUACUGAUGGUGGGUUUAUCACCACAAACGGUUCUCAAACUAUCACCUUAACUAUUCCUGGGACGCUCAACAUCUUAAACGAGACCUAUAUGUGCCUCUUCACCUCUAACGAACAUAAAGUUACAAACCAGACUGCUGCUGUCAACUCUCAAAUCUACAAUUUAUCUCUACGACCAAAUGGAGGAUGCCGUGUCUUUACCGGAUCGAAUCUUACUUUGACCUGUCGAUAUUUUUCUACUGUCUUCAGCGAAGGAGUCUUCUCUUGGACUAUCGACGGGAAGAAAUGUGAAACUCGUGCCUGCAAGAACCCAGUGAACACAGGUUUAACGUCAACGUUGACACUGAGCAUUGAUAACUCUACUGAUGGCGUCUGGGGUUGUUCAUUCUCCAAAAAAAGCGGUGAUGGAAUAAUGCAGAGCUAUGACAAGUUGACUGUUGAGGGGGUCAGUACGAGUGGCAGGCAGACUCCUAACUCUGUAUGGGGGACCGCUGGGACUACGUCUACAGUUACUUGUACAGUCUUAAACGGUCUUACAUAUUCUAAUCUCUCCUACAUACAGUGGCAACUAGACAGUAAGAUUAUCAGUGAGGAAGGAGUGACACUCAACAAGAACCACGAAAUAGUGAAGUUUCACUCUGGCGGACAAAGUCCGGACAGCAACGAAUAUUACGUCUAUAAUCUCCUUCACUCAUUCCCAGGAUGCUGUAGGGAACCUUCAGUGCAUAGCUAUGUACAGUACAGGACAUGAGAUAAAGACACCUAGUAGCAACCUGAAUUUAAUAACGCUUACAUCGAACUCUGAGUUGAUUUUGAUAACCCCAACUGAUGGGGCUGCUGUAACUUUCUCUACUUGGGCACAGUCCAAACCUUCAACUACCAACGUCCGAUCUAAAUCUGGUAUUCAACAAGAGAUUAUUCAGUCAACAGCGGAAAAUACAACUGUAAAUGGUGAUGGGAUACUGUUCAAAGAAUCGAUCAAAUUCUUUAGUUCAGGUUCGACACCUGCUACAGUGGAAACGAGGGAGAACCUCUUUAAAAAGAAAUAUUGGUACAACUACACCAUCAAUUCGGGGCUGCCUUCAGAACUUGUGAUUUCCGGAAAAAUUUUCGUAAUAGGACAGACAUUUGUUGACACAUCCACCAAAUGGACAAAGGUCGGAGGGAGGACCACACUGAAUGCUUAUUUCACAGCCUCUGAGACAUCCAGUGUUACCGUGACCUGGCAGCAAAAGGGCGCGGAGGGAAUAUGGCAAGAUCUCGGAACAGGCGGUUACCACAACAUCCGCUCAAAGAUAAAUGAUAGGGGUGUGCUGAACGCUAACCUCAUCAUCGAUAAGAUAAAGGAAUCCGAUAUAACAAUAUACAAGGCUCGGAUUGAGAUGUCUGGUUUCGAAGUGACGACAGAUUUGAUAACAUUGAAAGCUGUCUCAGCCAAUGUGCCAGUGGUCAAAGAUCCUGUCUUUGAGGGCAAAUCUGCAUUUUUUCAUGUAGCGAUAACAGUUGGUCCCAAACCAUUAAUUGUGAAGUUAGUUCAUGAACAGAGUGGUAAAGAAGUGCAAAUAAACUUAUCGAGUAUGACUUCAAGUCCUUUUGAAGUGAACCAUGUUUUGAAGGAUGUAUUUUCCUGUGAUGAUGGGUCCUACUACUUCAAAAUUACGUUUGAGACUGGACUACAUUACAAAACAAGCAAGGUAAAGCUUGCGGUGAAAAGAAUGUGUAGACCCCUCACAACACCACCAAACACAGUACUUACAGAGGAGAAAUUGGCCGGCUCAAGCAACUACAAGUUAAAAGUUACCUGUGCCGAUGAUGAUCCGACAUAUGUGAUAAUGAGGUUUGAUCGGACUGAGGCAACGUGCGAUACCAAAACGGGAAAAUGGGAUCGCACUGAUCUUACUCCCUGUUGCAGAACCAUCGCCCCGACGGAUGACUAGAUUGCCUCUAGAUUCCUUGAACUAAAAUUGAUUGUCCAUGUGUAAUGUGUAUUGUGUACCAUUGAUUGCAAUUUGCAGUGAUCAUAAGAUGUGAACAAAGGGGAUUGCUAUGACUGAUAAAUUAUGACUGCUCGUUUAAUUGUUACAGUUGUUGGUUCAGUUAUCAAUUUAAUUUGAUUGAGUUUUGAUAUCUGUUUUUUUGUUUAUUUCCUGUAGGAAUAGACAACAAAGGUUUCUUGUUUCUUGUGUUUAAUAUUUAGUAAUGGACUAUUUUAAUCGUAAAGACAAUUACGAGGUUUAGUAUAAGAGAAUAACGUUAUCCUAUGUAAUAAAUGUAUUGUUUUUGUAUAUUGGAGCUUUAGCCACAGCUAGGUUGGUCUGCACGGAGCCCCACAGUUUCAAUUCCUUGUUUAACUAGCCGUACACUGUACAGCAUGGAUAUCCACUGUGUUUACCAGGUUAGGCACAUAACCAACACUACCCUGCCAAAGUCAGCUAUAUACAAUGGUUUUCUCAAAAGUAUUUCCUUGUAUUUGACUUUCGUCAAGAAAGUACUGUUACUUUCGGUUCAGAUGUUAUAUAAACUAGCCUUUAUGUGGCCCGUAGGGCGGAGGAACAGCCACACACUUCUCACCCAGCUACGUAUACAAUGCAUUGUUUUUGUAUAUUAGAGCUUUAGCCACAGGUAGGUUGGUCUGCACGGAGCCUCCACUACACUGUGUUCACCAGGUUAGGCACAUAACCAACACUACCCAGUACCCUGCCAUGUUACAUGUCGAUCGAGUUAUCAUUCAACAAUAACUUUUGAAUGUUUCUUUGUUUAUCAUAGGACCCGCAUCCAGGAACAUGCCAAAUUUGUUGAACAAUGUUAUCAUUUUAUUGAGUUAUUAUAUUAUUGAAUUAUUACAUUAUCAUAUU
Molecule: messenger RNA, 2862 nt
Organism: Bolinopsis microptera
Lineage: Eukaryota; Metazoa; Ctenophora; Tentaculata; Lobata; Bolinopsidae
Exons: 14
Coding region: 739-1944 (401 amino acids)
Source: RefSeq, a predicted model, not a curated record